Hyaloperonospora brassicae is the source of this 1695-nucleotide messenger RNA. NCBI's taxonomy places the organism in Eukaryota, Oomycota, Peronosporomycetes, Peronosporales, Peronosporaceae. The record is from the annotation of a GenBank genome assembly.
AUGCGUGUGCUCCUGUGGUUCCGUCGCGACCUGCGCCUGCACGACAACUUGGCGCUCCACAAAGCACUGGCGCUGCUCAACGCGCCACCAAAGACGCAGUCGACUGCAGCCGUUGGGUUCCUCCCGCUGUACAUUGUGCGUCGGCCCCAAGUAAUGCGCUGCGGCGCCACCCGCUUCCAGUUCAUGCUCGAGAGCGUCUCGGACUUAAGCGAAGCAGUCGAAGCGCGCGGGGCCCGUCUGCUCGUGGCCACUGGCGACAGCGUCGAAGUGCUGCGGCGGCUGUUGCCCGCGUGGGGCGUCACGCACUUGUGCUUUGACGCGCGCGUUGAGCCGUUUGCAGUGGCGCGCGACCGCCUCGUCCUGUCAUUGGCCAAACGUCUCGGCGUGCAGACGCACGUGACCAAUGGGUACAACUUGUACGACCUCGACGCGGUGCUCGCGGCGAACGGCGGCGCUGCGCCGAAGACGUACCGCGCGUUCCGAAACGCAGUGGCGUCGCAGCCGUCGCCGUCGCUGCCGCUGGAGGCACCAGCGACAUUGCCAGCUCCGAAGAGGACGCGUCGAGAACUGUAUGGCCAAGUGGAGGAGUAUUGGCAAAGCCACACACGAGACCAGGACACGAAGGAGCAGGACGAACCGAUGGCACCGUUGGAUAGCAUUGCCGGACCCGAGCGCGAGUUUACGUUACCGGACGCAAAAGCGUUCGGGUACACACUACCGGAGAAACACUCGUUUCUCUACGGAGGCGAGCGCAAUGCUCGAAAGAUUUUAGAGACCUAUUGUCGUGAGGAAGGUCGUGUCGCUACGUUUGAGAAACCUAAGACGUCUCCGGCUCAGAUAUCGCCAAGUCCAUCGACAUCAACGCUGAGCCCGUACUUGGUUUUCGGAUGCCUCAGUCCGCGGACGUUCUACCAUCAAGUCCGAUUGAUUCAGAAGAAGCACAAGAAAGCGUCAGCACCCCCUGUGAGCUUGGACGGACAGCUCCUGUGGCGAGAAUUCUACCAUUGUCAUGGCCACGCCAAUCCGUAUUUUGACAAGAUGGAGGAGAGCUCUACUUGCUUGCAGAUCAAUUGGCGGUGGCAUUCCAUUCCGGAGACAGAAGACGAUAUGACUGACGACGACAAGCUUGCUCGCACCCAUUUUGAGGCGUGGAAAAACGGGCAGACUGGGUUUCCAUGGAUUGAUGCUAUCAUGAUCCAGCUAAAGGAGGAGGGCUGGAUCCAUCACUUAGCGCGUCACUCUGUAGCUUGUUUCCUCACACGUGGUGACUUGUACAUUUCGUGGGUACGUGGACUCGAGGUGUUCCAAGAAGAGCUCAUUGAUCACGACUGGAGCCUAAAUGCCGGCAACUGGCUCUGGCUCAGUAGCAGCUACUUCUUUACGGCGUACUUCCGCGUGUACUCUCCCAUAUCUUUCGGGAAGAAAUACGAUCCGGAAGGCCUCUAUAUCAAGAAGUAUAUCCCAGCGCUCAGGAAGCUGCCAGCCAAGUAUAUAUACGAGCCGUGGAAAGCUCCGCAAAGUGUGCAGGAUACGUCGGGGUGUCGCAUCGGCAAAGACUAUCCUGCUCCUAUUGUGAAUCACAAAACCGCAAUGGACAGGUGCUUGGACGGGAUGAAGAGGUCGUUUGCCAAUAAGCAGUACGGUAGUCCACCACCUUCCUCACGAAAGCGGCAGCGCGAAGAAUCAGCGAAUUGA